AUGUCGGUGGCCUCACGACGUGCAAAAGCAACGCUUGCUGCAGCCAUAGGCUUGUCUGCGCUUACUAUAUGGGCAGUCCACUUCCAACAAGAACAACAGCAUCAGACUAUGUACCAAGGAGUAUUGCGAGACGAUGAGCGACGAAGGAAAAAGAUGGAACAACGAGAGCAAGAGCUGAGAGAGUCGCAGAGAAAACGGGAGAUCUACGAGAAAGUACAACGGGUAGAGUCAAGUGAGGAAACAGGAACUUUUCUUUUGUGCUUUCUGAGCGAAGGCCGCAGAUGA
Messenger RNA from Mycena indigotica, 285 nucleotides. RefSeq lists its product as uncharacterized. The transcript has 2 exons. Gene Ontology annotation, biological process: mitochondrial respiratory chain complex IV assembly. Bases 1 to 285 code for a protein of 94 amino acids. NCBI's taxonomy places the organism in Eukaryota, Fungi, Basidiomycota, Agaricomycetes, Agaricales, Mycenaceae. The record is from RefSeq and is a predicted model, not a curated record. Gene Ontology annotation, cellular component: mitochondrion.